CGGCGCACGCGCAGCGCAAGUACCGUGCAAGCCUACCGGUGUUGCGAAAACCGUGACUCGAUACAUGCAAGAUGGCGUCUGAAGUGAAUGAGUGGUACAGAGGCAGAAAGGUCCUCGUGACCGGCGCUUCUGGUCUCAUGGGCAAGGUGCUGAUCGAGAAGCUUCUGUACAGCGUGCCUGAUAUAGGAUGCGUGUACGCUCUAGUCCGCAGCAAGCGUGGGAAGACACCCGAAUCAAGAAUCGAGGACAUGUGGAAACUGCCUUUGUUCUCACGUAUAAGAGAAGAGAAACCGCAUGCAAUGAAGAAGCUUGUACCAGUCACGGGUGAUAUAUUAUACGACGAACUUGGCAUUGAAAAGGCUCAGCUAGAAGAAAUUUAUGAAGAGGUAUCGAUAGUAUUCCAUUUCGCAGCUAGUCUCCGUCUAGAAGCACCACUAAAAGAGGGGCUAGAAAUGAACACCAAAGGAACUCUCCGUGUUUUAGAAAUGGCAAAGAAGAUGAAGAAGCUUGUUUCAUUCGUGCACCUCUCUACAGCAUUCUGUUAUCCCGAUUAUGAUAGAAUGGCUGAACAGGUACACGCCCCACCUGCCAAUCCUCACGAAGUAUUGCGAGCAUCGAAUUGGUUGUCCGAUGAGCAGUUGAACAUACUAGCUCCUUCUUUGAUGCAGCUACAUCCGAAUUCUUACACAUACUCCAAGAGGCUUGCCGAGGCGUUGGUGAAGGAGAGCUAUGCCGAUAUACCGACAGUUGUUGUGCGACCGAGCAUAGUGACCCCAGCCCACAAGGAGCCGACACCAGGUUGGGUUGACAACCUGAACGGCCCGAUAGGUCUUAUGAUCGGUGCAGGCAAAGGUGUCAUCCGUACAAUGCACUGCUACGGUCACUACCAUGCCGAGGUCAUACCUGUGGACAUCGCUAUCAACGCCAUUAUACUCAUCCCUUACUAUAUUAAUACAAAAAUUGAGAGGCGCGCAGAAAUACCAGUUUUCAAUCUUACCUCUGGUGAUGAUAGAGAUACAACCUGGAAGGAGGUUCUAGAUGUAGGGAAGGCAACAGUAAGAAAAUUCCCUUUCGAAGGCCCACUUUGGUACCCUGAUGGAAAUAUAAGACACAAUAAACUGAUACAUGAGCUCUGCGUUUUCUUCUACCACAUCAUACCUGCGUAUCUCAUCGACUUCUUGAUGCUUAUAUUUGGACAGAAAAGAUUCAUGGUGCGCAUACAAAACCGGAUUUCAGUAGGUCUGAUGGUUCUACAAUAUUUUACAACACGUGAAUGGUGGUUUGAUACCCACAACUUUAAGGCUCUAGCGACCAAACUGAACCCAACGGACUUUGCGACUUACCCGAUGAAUCUAAAGAUUAUCGAUGUCGGGCCUUAUAUAGAGAGCUGCAUGAUCGGAGGCAAAUUGUAUUGUCUGAAGGAGAAGCUAGAGAAUCUACCAAAAGCGAGAAUGCAGAAUAAUAUAUUAUUUGUGUUGGACCUAUUAGUUUCAGCGUUUUUAUAUCUAUUGGUGUUGUACUGGAUGGUCACAUGGUUCGAACCUCUUAGAAAUCUAUUAACUUACGGUGGUCCUUUUGUAAGAUAUUUGCCACUUGUUGGAAAUGCAGUAUUCAGGGACGAAUGAACAAGUAAAUAUGAGUGUAUUUCCUGAAAUAUUCAGAAUUUUUAUAAGUACUGAUUGACUUUGCAAAUAAAACAUACGGUAACAGUAAAUAAUGAAUGUAAUUGGGGAAGUAUUUGCAGGUUAUGAAAGGUUAUGAGCGUAGCAGGUAAGCAAUAAAAUAGCCGACGAAUUCUGCUCCCGCUUAGAUUACAGUAAUCAUAAUGUUUAUAAAUUUCAGAUUUUGUCAUUAUUACCUACCUUAGUAUUAAUAUCGCAGGAAAGUACAAGGACAAGAGUGAUUUCCUUUAAUGUACCUACAGUAUACACCUUCUCAAAAGUAUAUGUUCGAUUUAAUUUUUUAAGACUUACUGAUAAAUUGUAGUGAAAUGCCCAAUAACAUUACACCUGGCCUAGCAAUAACGAUUUUUUUUUGUUUUUUAGUUGUUUCGCAAUGCAUGAACAAAUGUGCACAAGUUACGAUAUAAUUU
Molecule: messenger RNA, 2092 nt
Organism: Pararge aegeria (speckled wood butterfly)
Lineage: Eukaryota; Metazoa; Arthropoda; Insecta; Lepidoptera; Nymphalidae
Product: putative fatty acyl-CoA reductase CG5065
Exons: 9
Coding region: 72-1625 (517 amino acids)
Biological process (GO): long-chain fatty-acyl-CoA metabolic process
Cellular component (GO): peroxisome
Molecular function (GO): alcohol-forming very long-chain fatty acyl-CoA reductase (NADP+) activity
Source: RefSeq, a predicted model, not a curated record